Messenger RNA from Scylla paramamosain (green mud crab), 867 nucleotides. RefSeq names its product hepatic lectin-like. The transcript has 4 exons. The coding region runs from base 172 to 678 and encodes 168 amino acids. NCBI's taxonomy places the organism in Eukaryota, Metazoa, Arthropoda, Malacostraca, Decapoda, Portunidae. The record is from RefSeq and is a predicted model, not a curated record.
GUGGUUACAGAGAACGUUAUUCCUGUGAUCUUCCUUCACGAACUACCACCACCACCACCAUCACCACCACCACCACCAUCACCAGUACCACUAGCGCCGCGGCGACAAAAGUAGCACCAAACAAGCACCACACACGUGUACUGACACGCGGCACAGCAGAACAUCAGCACAAUGACUGGCUUCGGGCUGCUGUCUUUCCUGGGAACCCUGGCCAUGGUGGUGGCGACGGACGUCAACUCAUCAAAUACCGAGUGCCACAGCCCCUUCACGGAGGUUGCAGGUCGCUGCUUGCAUAUUGAAGUCGCCACCACUGGCUCGUGGCACAAUAUGCGAAAGCUCUGUCAGGACCUUGGGGGUGACCUGGUCAAUCUUUCUGAUCUGCAAUUCUACGGUGACCUCAUUUUGUACAUUAAAAGUUUACAUUUGCCAAACGUUCAUUUGUGGAUCGGUGCCACGGACGAGGCGAUGGAGGGCAUCUGGAUGUGGACAGAUGGGACACCCGUCAGGAUGGGCACUCCUUACUGGGCCAACUAUAAGGACAACGUUCAAAUGCCUGCUGGAGGAGAGAAUCAAAACUGUGCUAUGCUUGAUAUAAACAUGCAUUAUUAUUUCAAUGAUUAUGGCUGUUCGUCACCAGAUAUAAGUCCGAUUUGUGAGAAGUACCAUGAGAAACUUUAAAUUUUAGUUACAUAUGAAGAAUAUUUAGAUCACAGUCAAUAUACUGCACGAUGUUCGAAGGGAUAUAAGGUACAGAACUGUCCGAAUCUUAUCAGUGUAAUAAUGUAUAAUGUGCAAACAGUUUUUCUCAUGAUUUUGUUAUGAUUUAAUGUGUAGUACCUUGGAUUAAAGACAUUAUAAAGUUGAUGA